Messenger RNA from Oncorhynchus keta (chum salmon), 3624 nucleotides. RefSeq names its product nucleobindin-2-like. The coding region runs from base 481 to 1896 and encodes 471 amino acids. Gene Ontology annotation, molecular function: calcium ion binding. The transcript has 14 exons. Lineage: Eukaryota; Metazoa; Chordata; Actinopteri; Salmoniformes; Salmonidae. The record is from RefSeq and is a predicted model, not a curated record. Gene Ontology annotation, cellular component: extracellular exosome; endoplasmic reticulum-Golgi intermediate compartment.
UGCGUGGCCUAAUUGAAUAACAAUGCGCGUCUUCAGAAAGUAGGAAGGGAAGAUUUUAUCCAAUGACAACUACCUAAUUUAACAUGCAUGCCAUGUUUUCAAUGUAGGAUUUCUAUCUGGCACUGUAAACAAACGCAUGUUAGCAUGAAGGAAAGAGGAAGAGAGGACGAAUUAUCAGUUUGGGAGGAGACUAUUUAGCUAGCAAAAUUAGCUUCACGGGGUUUCCACUAGCUAGCACAGCCACAAAGUUCAUAUUUGGCUAUAUCGUAAAAAAUAUCGAAAACAUAAUUGGUGUUAAUGUAAGGUCAGGCAUAAGGUUAUCACUGUGGUUAAGGUUAGGUUUAACAUCUAAUUUUAAGGAGACAAAUUGUAGAAAUAGGUGGUGUUUAUGACUUUGUGGCUGUAGUAACGACCGUUUGACGGGGAUUCCAAUCAAAAACUCUGACAUGCACUGCCAACUGUGGGACCUUAUAUCGACAGAUGUCUUGGAGACAGAUAUUCCACACCAGCUGCGUGGUGCUUCUGGUAGAGCUGCUCUGUCUGGAGGCAGUGCCCAUCAGUCUGGACAAGACCAAGGUGAACCAGCUGGAGGACAAAGCCUCAGAGCCAUCACCAAGUGUGGACACUGGACUCCACUAUGACCGUUAUCUCAGGGAAGUCAUUGAUUUUCUGGAAAAAGACCAGCAUUUCAGAGAGAAGCUCCAUAACACAGAUAUGGAGGACAUCAAGAUGGGGAAGCUGGCCAAAGAGCUGGACUUUGUCGGCCACCAUGUAAGGACACAACUGGACGAGCUAAAAAGGCAGGAGGUUAGCCGGCUACGGACACUGAUCAAAGCCAAGCAAGACAUCGAAGGAGGGAACGAUAUGGCAGUAGACCACCAAGCUCUGCUGAAACAGUUUGAGUACCUAAACCACAUGAAUCCUCACACCUUUGAAGUGGAGGAUCUGGACAGACUCAUCAAAUCAGCCACAAACGAUCUGGAGAACUAUGACAAGGAGCGCCAUGAGGAGUUCAAGAAGUACGAGAUGACGAAAGACCAUGUGCGAAGGGAACACCUCAAGACUCUAGACGAUGGAGGGAGGAAGAGGGAGGAAGAACAUUACAAGGAGAUGAAGAAGAAACAUGCAGACCAUCCCAAAGUCAACCAUCCAGGCAGCCAGAAUCAGUUCAAAGAGGUGUGGGAGGAAGCAGAUGGUCUUGACCCUGAAGAUUUUGACCCCAAGACCUUUUUCAAGCUGCAUGAUUCCAAUGGAGAUGGCUUCUUCGAUGAGCAGGAAUUGGAGGCAUUGUUUACCAAGGAGCUGGAGAAGAUCUAUGAUCCUACCAAUGAAGAAGACGAUAUGGUGGAGAUGGAGGAGGAGCGCCUGCGUAUGAGCGAGCACGUCAUGAACGAGGUGGACACCAACAAAGACCGACUGGUCUCCUUAGAAGAGUUCCUGAUUGCCACAAAGAAAAAGGAAUUCCUGGAACCAGAUAGUUGGGAGACCUUAGAGCAGAACCAGGCCUACACAGAUGAGGAGAUGAGGGAGUUUGAGGAGCACCUGACCCAGCAGGAAGAGGACCUCAACCAGAAAGCAUCAGACCUCCAGAAACAGAGGGAUGAGUUGGAGAGGCAACAGGAACAGCUCAACUCACAGAAAGUAGAGCUUCAGCAGGCAGUAGAACACAUGGAACAGAUGAAAACCCAGAAAGUUGAGCCCCCUCCAGAGGUUCAUGUAGAAGGGAAUGCUAUCCCAGAGCCACGAGGAGAGUACCAUCCUUUGCCCCCGGGCCACCAAGAUAUGUUCCAAAACCACCCGGGUAUGAAGCAAGACAACCACUUCCAGAACCAAAUACCCCACAACACCCAACCACGACUCCAGGAUCUGCCCCCAGGCCAUCAGGCAGUGCCAUAGGGCCAACAUGACUUACCAUGUCAUGUUGCCAUAGGCCCCCAUCAGAACCAGCCCACUCAACCCCAGCUGUCAGAUGAAACUAUAAACACCUCUGGCUCCAUGGCCCCCCACCCACAGACCUUUGCACACUGGACUGGAGGUAUAUAAGUACUAUGGAGGUCCCUCCAUAUGGGCAUGUAUUUUAUUUUUUAUUUCACCUUUAUUUAACCAGGUAGGCUAGUUGAGAACAAGUUCUCAUUUACAACUGCGAUCUGGCCAAGAUAAAGCAUAGCAGUGUGAGUGGACAACACAUGGCGUAAACAAUUAACAAUGUGUGGCCCGUUAUCCUGAAAGAGUUAACUGAAAACCAGCUGGAGAACACAGGAGGUGUUUACAGUAUCUCUGCCCACUUGUGGAUAUCAAUUUGAGCCUCCAAGGCCUGGAAAUGUUUUAUACGCUUGCAGUCAGGGAAUUUGUUAUAGAGUGCAUACAUGGUAUGUGAUGUAUGGAUUGGUCAUAAUUGAUCAUUACUUGAAAUGCAGAGCUUUGGUGGAAUUGUUUUGGUAGUGUCAAUGUAUUUUGGAACAUCAUUUUUAAUUAGUGCUGUGUGAUAUGACAAUUAGGCCUAAUAAUUGUCUGGUCACUCCAGCUGAAUAAUGAUAAUGUUGUGAAAUGUAUGGAUUCCUGAAAAGGUGACAUUUCAAAAGGCACUGAGAGCAUUAUGAACAGUAAAGAUGACUGUCUCAUGCAAUAGAAUAUACAUCUACUUUUUGUAUGGGUUCAUUUCUGUGUAUUACUUUAUAUUCUCAAGUCUGAUAACAGCAAUGUAUGCUAAUGUUGGCUAUUAUGGGCACUAGUCAUGGGAAACCUGAGUGCAUUGCAGUCUUAUUUUGUGGUGCUUAUACUAUAGCCAGCCUUUUGGAUUACCUUAUUGAUGUGCAAAUGCAAGAGUCAGUUGAUGAUCUGGUUAUUUCUGUAGGGAUUAUAGGUAACCACGUCUUGUUUUCACGUUUGUGUUUGAGUGAGGCUCCUGUUCCUAAUGACCUGUAGGUGUGUCUUGGCCAAGGCCAGUACAUGUAUUGAUACUGAACAGCCCGUUACCAGGCAAUGAUGUCUACCUUUUGUACUCAGCACAUCACCCCCAGUCUCUUUUAAUGGGCCUUUUUGUUUUACUUUUACCAAAUUCUGCUGGCUAGGGCAAAUGCUAUUUUAUCUUGCACCAUAGAGGUGUGCCUAAUUUCUGUAUAAAAGAUUAGUUUAAUUUUCAGAUGACCAAUGGCACAGGAAAACAUCUGUAAAGUGAUAUUCUUUAUAGCUAGAGUGAAACUAACACAAAGUUGACAGAAUCCUUACAUUCUACAGACCUACAGUGUAGACAUGAGUUCCAAGGUAUGUUUUUGGACAGAGCAGAUAUGAAGUGACAAAUGUACAGAACAUAACAGCUACCAUCUGGCCAGAGCAAAAUGUGCACACAGGAAGUCUUCAUUUUGGGUAAAUCAGUCAGACCUAUAACCUGCUUAGACUACACACCAUUUGUACUGACUUUACUCCCCAACAUGCCAUAGCAAUACAAUGUACAGUAUAAACAAUCUUCACAUUGAGACAAUGUCCUUGCAUGGUAUGACUGCAGUCAAUAUAUUGUUUGGUCUUUCGUGUCAUGCUUCCAAAGCCUGUCACUAGCCCCAGACAGUUUUGUAAAUGAUUGCCUAUCAAGCAAAUACCCAAAUAAACAGUCCAACAGCAAAGGCA